Molecule: messenger RNA, 1041 nt
Organism: Aspergillus caelatus
Lineage: Eukaryota; Fungi; Ascomycota; Eurotiomycetes; Eurotiales; Aspergillaceae
Product: DASH complex subunit HSK3 family protein
Exons: 2
Coding region: 126-440 (104 amino acids)
Biological process (GO): attachment of spindle microtubules to kinetochore
Cellular component (GO): DASH complex
Source: RefSeq, a predicted model, not a curated record
GACCCAUUUCCUUUCACAUCGUUUCACUUUUCAGGUUAAACCAAGAAAAGGCACAGGCUUUGCGCACGGAUAUAAUAAACGAGCACGUACAAGAAUUCAGCGGACAAACUAAGAUCUUGAGCAAAAUGCCACCUUCUCACCACUAUAGCCAAUCCCAAAACCUCCCCCGCCAUUCCAUUCUUCCCCCGUCUUCGACCACCGCCGGUCCUUCAUCGAUGUCCGCCGCUAAGACUCGGCAGUAUGCGAACCUGCAGGCUCAGUUGGAGCAGCUGAACGCCAAUCUGGCGGACACACAAAACCUGCUCCGUAUGACUUCUGUGCAGGCAGAGGAUAUGCGGUUCCUGGGCGGUUAUGUUGGAGCUCUGUUUAUGGGAUCGGCCAAGGUGUUGGGAGAGGAGGGUGUCAAGGGUAAUGCGGAUAAGAAGGAAAGUGAAUCGUGAUUGAUGAGUACUUUGGUUUAGUGGAGUGCAUGAGUUAUCCUCGAGGGGGUCAUCCAAUACACAGUAACACCGAUAGAUACCACGCCCAUUAAUUCUCGACCACAAAACCGCCUCCGAGGAUAAUCGCCGGUUCCUCGAUAUUAUGAUGUUCGUAACUGGGCCGGUUAGCGCAGCUCGUGGCACCGCAAUGGGGGUUCUCUCUUCUCACCUCAAUGUGCCCACACCUCCAGCUUCCAGAAUCAGCGCGGUCUCGGUUAACGGCUUCCCGGUCCAGCGCAUGGCAAAAGCCCGUAGGAUAUGACCGUGUGCGACAAUCAGGACGUCUCCUUGCUCACUGUCACCGUCGAAACAAGGACUGUGGAACUUCUUCCUGAUAUCGGCGAUUAGGGCAUCGAGACGACGGACGACGUCUUCGGGGGAUCUGAUUGUGACAUUGUCAGUUAGCGAAUAAUGUAUAUAUAUAUAUAUACAUACAUGCAACAGCGACCAAUCCUCUUCCUUCAUUCCAAAACACAAGAGAAAUAAAAAGGAAGGAGGAGGGGGGGUUUAAAGGAAUAGAAAAGAAGAACAGAACUUACUCUCCACCAGGACAGCCAUCCCU